UUAUAUAUUAUUGUAGUAUAUGUUAUUAUUGUUAAUGUAUUAAAUUUUAUAUAACUUGUAAUAUAAAUGGAGAUACAUGGUUUCUUGUACAAAUGUACACGAUUGGCGUAUAGUUAAAGCUAAUACAAAAUGUGAUUCUACUCAUCGAUAUAAAACUUUUUGUGCUUAUUACGUUUUCGAAAACUCAUAAGUAAUAACUUAAGUUUUGAAGUUUGCUUUCUCUUAACAGCGUUUUUUAAUUGUAUACAUGUAUAAGAAAAACAAAUUAAUAUGUAGAUGACAGAUGUAACUUAACCAUGUUAUUCAAAAAUAAUAUUUCACUUCAAUUCAGAUCUCCGAUUUUAUAAAUUUUAUUAAUAUGCUAUGUUAAUAAAGUUCCGCAUUUAUUUUCUUUUUAGAAUAUCAUUAUUUUGAUAGUACAAGUUAUGUCAAAAGAUAUUUGUCGUCAUGAUCAGUGUAAGCUCAAACAAAUACUGGAACAAGUGGAAGCUCUUUCAGAUGUAGUGGACGAACUUAGGUCGGAACUAAAUCGUUUGAAGAAAAUAUCCUUUAACGUGAAUCGUGAAAAUGUAUGUUUCGAAUCUAUAAAAGAAAAUGACAAAAUUGAUUAUGCUAGUCUGAAUGUAUUACAAAAAGUAAAACCAUGUUUUGAAAAUAUUGAAUUUUCCGCAAAGAUCGACGAAACGUAUAAGCUCACAAAAAAUAGCCAGGUAUUUUGAUAAUAUAUUAAACAAAGAUAUUUUUAAUAAUAAUGACCAACAUUUUUUGGUCAUAAGAAUUUCUCAUAUAAAUAUUAUAUAUGUAUAUAUUCGUUUUUACACAAUAUUCUCUUUUACAAAUUUAACAUAAUAUUUCCGACAUAUUUAUUAAUAUUUCCUACAUAAACAAUGUUCUUCUUCACACAGUAUUUGGAAAAAUUGAUUAAGAUUUGAGAAUUUAAUAUAAUAAAUGUCAUAGCAUGUUGCCGUCUUUUGUUAUUUAUACAUAUAACAAUUAUCUACGUUUAUAAUAAAAAUUAUUUAUACAAAGAAUAUAUAUAUAGCAAUAGUUUUACGUAGGAAAUAUUAAACCGUAUUAAACUUAUAAAAAGAAAAUGUAUAUUACUUUUGUGUAUUAAGGUCUUGAAGAAAGAGGGCCAAGAACCAAUUAGAUUCUCAACGAUAUACGAUAACUUGAAAUACUUUAAAAACAAGAUAAUUAAAAAUAUACAAAGUGUUCGAAAGACUCAACAAUUCGCAAAGAGCACUAAAAAUAAAUGUGUAAUAUCCAAUGAAAAGCAACAAAUGUGUCUUUUGCAAAGAAAAGACAUAAGUCAACAUGAGUCCUUAAAAUUCCAUAGAAGAAACGAAUAUAUAAAUAAGUACACCGACAUUGUCGAAGAAUUGGGUAAUUCGGUAGAUACUUCAUUUACAUCUGAUACUUCUGCACAAGCAGACAUUGUUAUACGUUCACGACAAGAAAGUGACAAGAAGUCGUGCAAUUGUAACCGUUUUGCAAGUCGAAACAUUACGGAAAAUAAUGAGCAAACCAGCCCGUUAUCAAUGAUAAACGAUGAUCGAUCUAUGAUUCACUUAGAUAGGUUCGCAGAUAAAUUAUCAAAAAAUUAUGUGAGACAAACGUUUUUAAAGAAUAAAAGAAAAAAAUAUAAAAAAUGUUCAUGCAGGAAACAAUGUCCUUAUGCGCUAUAUAAAUUGCCAUGUAAUAAAUACAGAUGUAGCACGCCGGAGAAGAAAGUAGAGGACGAAAUUAGCGGAUUGACGCUCGAGUGCUUAAGUUUCGGGGAAAAGAGAGAUUUCCCGAAGUUUAUAAAUGUCGAUACGGUGCGAAAUAGUGAAUGUUGCACGGAUUCUUCGCCUGUCGAAAUUGGAAUGGACGAAUCUUUAACUUCUUCGCUUUCGGUGGAUCUCGAAGUUGAUAUUUGUAACGAUUACUGCGAUUUGGAAGAGGUCGACGAAUUUACCGAGCGAAGAAAAGCCAGAACAUAUAUUGUAAACAGAACGAACAUGAGAAAAGAUGAUUUAAUUAAAGGUUUUAGAGCUGAGAAUGAACCAUCUUUUAACAUAAUUUCCUCAUGGAGAAAUGUAAGCGAAAAAAAGGAAAAGAUCGAUGAAAUAGUGAAGAAAGUUCUGUCUCAAGAAAGAUACAUAUAUUCUGAAGAAAAUAGCCAAGGGUAUAAAAAAUCUGGAACAGGGAACUUUAUCAGCGAUCCAUGGCCAUUAAAAAACAGUAAACAAAUUCAAUGCGUUAUUCCUGCAUUAACAACUCCAGUAUUUAAUAGAAAAAUAUCUGAAAAAACUUCAACUUCAAAUGUUCAACAAAAAGGCAUUCAAACGUAUCGAACGACAGACAAGACGAAAUAUAAUAGUUUUCCUAAGAUAAUAAUUCCAAGAAGAAUAAAAACGAAUGUACAAACACAAGUUGGCAAACGCUCGUGUUUGAACAGUAUACAACAUGGAUCGUCAGCUUUGGAUAAUUGUACAAAUAGAAAGAACGCGAAAGAGACUGAUGUCAAGGAUGAAGGAAAAAUGAUUACAAGGAAAAAAAAUAUCUGCGAUAUUUGUGCUAUCGAGAUGGAUGCUUUAUCAUCGGAAAUAAUUUGGCCUCGAAUGAAGAAAUCUAAUAUUUAUUCUGCACUCCAGGCUGAAGAAGACAUUAAAAUUCAUUCGAAUAAAGCCUUUGAGCCAAAUGUGUAAUUUAGCUGACUGGCAAACUAGAGUAAUGCCUGUGAGAACGUCUUGUCCGUAUUGUAGCAAUCACGUCUAUGGUAAAAAGCUCAAAAAUUAUGUGGCUCUGUCAAGUCCUACCGAUUACCAUCCUUCAUCUAAAGGACUGAAUUUUAAUAUGAGCAAUGUAUCCGACAAGGUUUAUAACAGUCUUGAAAAACUCGAUGAUAUUGCUGCUUGAUAUUUGAUCAUAAUGUUAUAUUUUAUGGGAGAAUUUAAUGUUUUCAGGUUUUAUCUAGUUAAAUUGAUAAUUAAUGAUAAAAAUGAUAAUACAUAUGUAUAUUAUCGUCCCAAAUGCGCCAUAUUAUUUAAAAUAUAAUUUAUUAUAGCAGUAACAACAAACAUUAGUCUUGUAUAGACAUAUAAAUCAGACAUUUGCAACGACAUUUACUCCGCUGUUCUUCGAUAUUGCUCUCGUUAACAUAGUCUUACGAGUACAAAGAAGCGUAUACAUAUUAAUUACAUAUUUUUCCUGAA
This is a messenger RNA of Temnothorax curvispinosus, 3200 nucleotides long. RefSeq lists its product as uncharacterized. NCBI's taxonomy places the organism in Eukaryota, Metazoa, Arthropoda, Insecta, Hymenoptera, Formicidae. The transcript has 2 exons. The record is from RefSeq and is a predicted model, not a curated record. Bases 1284 to 2693 code for a protein of 469 amino acids.